Messenger RNA from Erinaceus europaeus (western European hedgehog), 993 nucleotides. RefSeq names its product olfactory receptor 52L1. The coding region runs from base 1 to 993 and encodes 330 amino acids. Gene Ontology annotation, biological process: G protein-coupled receptor signaling pathway. Gene Ontology annotation, cellular component: membrane. The transcript has a single exon. Lineage: Eukaryota; Metazoa; Chordata; Mammalia; Eulipotyphla; Erinaceidae. The record is from RefSeq and is a predicted model, not a curated record. Gene Ontology annotation, molecular function: olfactory receptor activity; G protein-coupled receptor activity.
AUGAUGGUGGUUUCUGUUUCCUCUUCUAUCUUUGAUCCAGUGGUGAUGGCCUUGAGUAAUUCCAGCUGGAGGCUACUCCAGCCCUCUUUCUUCCUGCUUGGCAUCCCAGGUUUAGAGGAAAGCCAGCAUUGGAUAGCACUACCAUUGGGUGUCCUCUACUUGCUAGCUCUUGUGGGCAAUGUCACCAUCCUCUUCAUCAUUUGGACUGACCCAUCCUUGCACCAACCCAUGUACUUUUUCCUGGGCAUGCUAGCAGGCAUUGACUUGGUGCUGGCUUCCUCCACUGCACCCAAAACCCUUGCAGUUCUCCUGGUCCAUGACCAUGAGAUUGGGUACACUGUCUGCCUGAUCCAGAUGUUUUUCAUCCAUGCAUUCUCUUCCAUGGAGUCAGGUGUCCUUGUGGCCAUGGCUUUGGAUCGCUAUGUAGCCAUAUGCCAUCCUCUCCACCAUUCUACCAUCCUGUAUCCGGGGCUCAUAGCGCGCAUUGGAAUGGCAGUGCUGGUGCGGGGAUUACUCCUUCUCCUUCCCUUCCCUAUCCUGUUGCGGAGACUUGUCUUCUGCCACACCACUGUCAUAGGCCAUGCCUAUUGUGAACAUAUGGCUGUGGUAAAACUUGCCUGCUCAGAAACCACAGUGAACAGGGCUUAUGGGUUGGCAGUGGCCCUGCUUGUGGUUGGGUUAGAUGUCUUGGCCAUUAGCAUCUCCUAUGUCCUCAUACUCCAGGCAGUGCUGAAGGUACCAGGGGGUGAGGCCCGACUUAAGGCCUUUAGUACAUGUGGCUCUCAUGUAUGUGUCAUCCUGAUCUUUUACGUCCCUGGAAUGUUCUCAUUUCUCACUCAUCGGUUUGGACACCACGUACCCCAUCAUGUCCAUGUUCUUCUGGCCACACUUUACCUCCUUGUGCCACCGGCUCUCAAUCCUCUUGUCUAUGGGGUGAAGACUCGGCAGAUCCGACAGCGAGUACUCAGAGUAUUUUAUAUAAAAGGGUCAUGA